AUGUCGUCAACACCACCCCACAAAGAAGCCGUCAAAGACGAAACAACCGUCGAAGUCCCCCACGAUGAAGAACUCGGCGAAGGCCAGCUUAAGCGUCAUCUGCAGAAUCGACACAUGCAGAUGAUUGCUAUCGGCGGUGCCAUUGGAGCUGGUCUUUUCGUCGGUUCUGGAAGUGCUCUUCACAAGGGUGGUCCAGCAGCGCUUGUCAUUGGAUACCUCAUCAUUGGUGUCAUGUUGCUGUGUACAAACCUUGCUCUUGCAGAGAUGGCUGUCUUGUACCCUGUCAACGGUGCCUUUUACACGUACAUUGUUCGCUUCGUUGAUCCUUCUUGGGGAUUUGCUUGUGGUUGGGAAUAUGCCCUUUCCUGGCUCACUGUCCUCCCCUUCGAAUUGAUUGCUGCGUCUAGAACUAUUGAGUUUUGGAGAACUGAUAUUCAUAUGGCUGUUUGGGUCUCUGUCUUCCUCGUCGCUCUAACCAUCGUUCAAAUCUUUGGUGUUCGUGGUUAUGGAGAAGUCGAAUUUGUUCUCUCUGCUAUCAAGAUCGCUGCUUGUCUUGGCUUCAUCAUCCUCGGCAUCAUCAUCAACUGCGGUGGUGUAGGUGAUCAAGGCUACCUCGGAACAAAGUACUGGCACGAUCCUGGUGCUUUUACCGAUUUCAAGGGUUUCUGCGCUGUCUUUGUCGUUGCAGCCUUUGCCUUCGGAGGUACAGAAAUGGUCGGUCUCGCCGCCGCUGAAACAGCCGACCCCCGUAAAUCCGUCCCUACAGCCUCCAAGCAAGUCUUUUGGCGUAUCGCUCUCUUCUACGUCAUCAACCUCUUCAUCGUAGGAACAAUCCUUCGAUCAGACGACGAAAGACUUCUCGGUGCAUCUGGCGCCAACACAAAGGCUUCACCUUUCGUCUUGGCCAUUCAAGAUGCAGGUAUCAAGGUUCUUCCCUCUAUCUUCAACGCGGUUAUUACAAUCUCCGUUCUGUCCGUCGCGAACACAUGUACCUUUGGAUCAACCCGUACCAUGCAGGCUAUGGCUAUGAGAGGACAUGCGCCCAAGUUCCUUACUUACAUUGAUGGCAAGGGACGCCCUAUUUACUGCGUGAUCAUCCAACUCGGCUUUGGACUUUUGGCAUACAUCGGUGAAUCUCCCAAGGGCGGUACCGUAUUUGAUUGGCUCUUGGCCUUGUCCGGUCUCGCGUUCCUUUUCGUUUGGGGAACUAUUUGCCUCGCGCACGCAAGAAUGAGAUCAGGAAUGCGCGCCCAAGGAAUCAACAUGGGUUUGAUUCCUUAUAAAACCCCAUUCGGUGUCUGGGGUAGUUAUCUCGGCGUUUUUCUUAAUGUCCUUGCUCUGGUGGCCACUUUCUACUCGGCCCUUUAUGCGGCUGACGGGUCUCCUCCCAGCGCGGAGUCAUUCUUUAUGUCUUUCCUGGCCGGACCUAUCAUUCUCAUUCUGUACCUUGGAUACAAGGUAUACUCUCGGGAUUGGAAGAUGUACGUCAAGGCUAUUGACAUGGAUCUUCAGACCGGUAUUGUUCUGUUGGAUGAGGAAAUCCCAGAGGAGCCAAAGACGUGGAAGUCUCUUCCUAGACGUCUCCUCUCGGCUAUUAUCUAG
Messenger RNA from Fusarium coffeatum, 1602 nucleotides. RefSeq lists its product as uncharacterized. NCBI's taxonomy places the organism in Eukaryota, Fungi, Ascomycota, Sordariomycetes, Hypocreales, Nectriaceae. Gene Ontology annotation, biological process: amino acid transmembrane transport. Gene Ontology annotation, molecular function: amino acid transmembrane transporter activity. The transcript has 7 exons. The coding region runs from base 1 to 1602 and encodes 533 amino acids. The record is from RefSeq and is a predicted model, not a curated record. Gene Ontology annotation, cellular component: membrane.